This is a messenger RNA of Trypanosoma conorhini, 1110 nucleotides long. Its product is annotated as methyltransferase. Bases 1 to 1110 code for a protein of 369 amino acids. NCBI's taxonomy places the organism in Eukaryota, Euglenozoa, Kinetoplastea, Trypanosomatida, Trypanosomatidae. The record is from RefSeq and is a predicted model, not a curated record. The transcript has a single exon.
AUGCAUUAUGAAGAGUUUGAGGUGAUUACUGCGGCAAACGGGGCCCCAUCACUAAAAUUUGAUCUCGCUUGUGCCACGGCGAGGAAUCAUUACAUUCGAUGUACGAAGACACAGGACAAGCAGGGAAAUGACAACUAUAAUUCGCCAUGCUCAACAGGCCUCCGGGUUUACGGAGGCGCACAAGUACUUGCUGCCUUUCUUGCUAGAUUUGGGAGGGAUUUGCUGCCGCACACAGCUGAGCAUUCCACGUGUGGUGAUGCGAAUCCCUGGGUUGUAGAAUUGGGUUGUGGCUGUGGCUUGGUUGGGUUUACGGCAACUGAGCUUUUUCCAGAAGUUUCAGUGAUGUUUACGGAUGCUUCAGUUGACUGCCUUAAUUUGGUCGCUGCGAGUGCAAGAAGGCAUGGUUUACCGAUGAUACAGGCUGAUGCUAAUAAUUUCACCGGGAACUUAGGGACCCAUAUGCAUCGUGCCGUAGUAUCGUGUCCGUUGGAGUGGCGUAAGGAAGACACAAUACAACUUAUUUCUCUCAUAGAGCAGCUUUCGAAGUCUUUGAGGUGCCAAAAAAAUGGAGGUGUGCGUAUGGUGUUGGGAUCUGAUUUACUGUAUUAUCGGGUCGAUAUUAAACUGCUUCUCACGACUUGCAAAUGCCUUCUACAAUACUCUGGGGAUGCAGCCUGUAGUGGGAAGGAUGGUGGCUCCUUGGCUCCACGUCUAGCGAUUUUGUCCCACUUCAUGCGUAUACCUGAUGGUUACAAAAAACUGCAAUUGGCUGCUUACGAAUUAGGGUUUGGCAUUGUGCGGGUUCCAAUUGAGGCAUUUAUUGAUGUAAAUGUAAUACAAAAUCGUGGUUGGAACGGGAUUUCGAUUGUGAUGUUGUUUUUGCGUCCGUUUCCACAUGCUGACUCGCAUUCUUUGGAAGUGUCCAAGUCUCAUAGGCAGCGUGAGGAAGCGGAUCUUGCUGAAAUAAAAGGGAUUUUUUCUGAGGCCCAUCUGCCUUUUCAAAGUGAGGUCUUGGCCUGUUACUCGAAGAAAUCCCCAGGCGACGCACUCGACGACGGCGUGUAUUCUGCAAAUGGAUGUGAGCUUGAUACGCUCCCUUUUCGUUUUUGA